UAAAGUAGAAGAAUCGACCUACCGUGAGGAAUGGAAAUUUGCGAAGAUAUUUGCGUCAAUCGAGAACGUAUUAUGAACUGACCGUUGGUGAAAUAAUAAAAAUCUGUUUUACAAGAAAAUCAUUAGAUGUGAUUAAACUGAAAAUAUAUAUAUUAAACUCAUUAAAAACGCGUUUAGAUUCCGGAAAACACCAUAAGGUUAUUAAAUAUAGAGGAGUGGCGGGUUUCGUCUAAUAUUCUUGUGUAUGCAUGUGUAUGUGAAAAGUGUAACAUAACCCUACAAAGAGAGAUGCAUAAAUUGCGGCUAUAUAAUAUGGAAUUGAAAUGCUGUUGAUGAAAUAUGUACAGUUGCAAUAAGGUGAAGUGCGUGUGUUUUUAAAUUAACUUCGAUUGUUUAGAAAUAAAGUGAUCCAAUACAAAAUUCCGGUACGAGGCAGAGGUGAUCAAAGUAAUAAUGAUGUAUGAUCAAUAAACCAGCAAAAAAAACGGCGCAACCUUUGUAAACCACCACAAAUGACGGAAUAAGAAAACAAAAACGCGAAUUUUUAGAAUUUUCUAUGACCUAAACCUGGGCAUCGGUUGGACACCAAUCGUGAAUUUAUCAAUUUACAGGUUCAAGGGCACAACUUAAAUCUUAAAUCAUGCGGGUGGUUGCAAUGGUUAGCGGUGGCAAAGACAGCUGCUACAAUAUGAUGCAGUGCGUCGCUGAGGGACACGAGAUCGUUGCGCUCGCAAACCUUCACCCAAAAGAUCGCGAUGAACUUGAUAGCUUUAUGUACCAGACCGUCGGGCACAUGGGCAUUGAGAGCUUGGCGAAGGCGAUGGGCUUGCCACUUUACAGGCGAGAAACUAAGGGCAAAAGUACACAAACUGGGAAACAUUACGUGCCUACUGACAAUGAUGAGGUUGAGGAUUUGUACAGUCUUUUGGAAUUGUGUAAGAAUGAAUUACAAGUUGAUGCAGUUGCUGUGGGUGCCAUUCUCUCCGACUAUCAGAGAGUACGUGUCGAAAAUGUUUGUAGUCGCCUAAAUUUGGUAUCGCUGGCGUAUCUAUGGAGGAGAGACCAGACUGAGUUGCUGCAGGAAAUGAUUGAUUGCCAAGUACAUGCCAUUAUAAUAAAGGUAGCUGCAUUAGGUUUAGUUCCUGACCGCCAUUUAGGCAAAUCAUUGCGUGAAAUACAACCUCACCUACUCAAAAUGCGUGAUAAGUACGGUUUGAAUGUGUGUGGAGAAGGUGGUGAAUAUGAAACAUUUACUUUAGACUGUCCGCUGUUCAAGCAGCGAAUUGUGGCUGAGGAUGUUCAAACGAUAAUUAGCUCUGCGGACCCCAUAUGUCCGGUGGGAUAUAUUAACUUCACCAAAUUAUCUAUGCAAUCGAAAGAGCCGACCCAGUGCUGUGAUGUUUUUGUGAAAAAAUCUUUGGACUACAUAAGUGACCUAAACGAAUCUACAUACAGUGACCUCAGCGAUCCGGAUCUCAGUGAGACUGAGUUAGAAUUGAUAGAAAAAGAGACACGAUUGCGCGAAUCCCUUAGCCAAAACGAAUUGAUGAUAUCGCGCAGCAAUUCAUUUGGACGCCAUUUGACCACUUCCUCUUCGCCCAUACCGAUUGUGACGAAGAGCGCCAGUGUAGAUGAGCCUCCUACACCGUCGUCAUUACUUUCAUCUUCAGCGGCGCUGUGCGCUGCAUCAAUACAAGCGGCUACCAACAGUUUUGGUGUGCAAUGUCCUUUGGGUAGCAGUACGGCUGCAGUGUGUGGCUCGCUGUCGCUGGGGAUUUCGUCUACCGGUGCCACGGCUGGCAUCUCGGCUGCACAGGCAACACAACCACCGAGUCCAAUGAAAAUUGAACGCGAGUUCCGUCCACUUAAAAAUCGGCCAAUGGCCGCGUUUAAUCAAAAGGGUUGGAUGUGGGUCGCGGGCAUACAAGGUUGCGCUCCAACUUUAGAGGAGGGAAUGCAACUGGCAAUGAAAUCUUUGGUUGACUUAGCUGUCCAGCACAAUUAUGAACUAACUGAUUACUGUUACAUUACUCUUUACAUACGUUCAAUGGCAGACUACAGUCUACUGAAUCGUAUUUAUGGCCAAACCAUUAAUUUCCAAAAUCCUCCAACACGCGUCUGUGUAGAAUGUCCUCUGCCAGAGGAUUGCCAUGUGAUAUUGGAAGCGAUAGCAUUUCGAACACCUGUGCGGCGCCGUCCAACAAUUUCUGGAAACGAAAUAGAUGGCAAUAAUGAUGAACACAAUACUAACAGUGAUUCGGUGUUUAAGCAGCGGCAGACAAUGCAUGUGCAGGGUAUUUCGCAUUGGGCGCCAGCAAAUAUUGGAACCUAUAGUCAAUCAACAAGGGUUGGUGAGAUUACAUAUAUUUCUGGUCAAAUUGCACUCGUUCCUGGAAGCAUGACAAUUAUCGAAGGUGGAAUUCGUCCACAAUGCAAGCUGACUUUGCGACACCUUAGUCGAAUAGCGAAGGCGAUGAAUGCUCAAGGCCAAUUAAGAGAUGUGGUUCAUGGUAUUUGCUUCCUGACUCACCCAUCAUUCAUAGCUGAAGCGCGUCGUCAAUGGGAACGACGUACAACGAACGCAAUAAUGGAUUAUAUUGUUGUACCAGCUUUGCCUCGUGACGCAUUAGUGGAAUGGCAAGUCUGGGCACAUACGCACAAUGAUUGCUUCGAAUAUGAGGAAACUGGCUGCUCUGUAAGCGACUAUACAAUUUCAAUACGACGACGUUGGAACUAUGAAAAUAAUUGCGCCGCAAUUGUUUGUUAUGUGUCUACAGGCUUAGCAUCAUCCACUACCCAACUGACACAAUUGAGCGAGGAUAUACUAAGCAAUCAUUGCCACCUAGCACAAAACCUUAAUGCUGAGAAUCUUGACGAAAUAAUAACGUAUACUGUCAACCGCUUGCUAAAGGGUUAUCCUAUCGCAAAACGAAUAACAGACUCAGCACAAGUCGGCACUGCUAAUACAAAUGACUCGGACCAAAUUUGUGAGACAGACGGUACUGUACAUUCAAGCUCGACCACAAACAACAGCAACCAAAUCAAUGCGAACGCAGGUGGAAAUAAUUUAACUGCCCAUUGCGUACCGGCAAUUCACCUGAAAGUGUUCUACCAAGUAACCGCUGCACCGUCCGUGGAAUUGCUGCUAAAUGCACUCUAUGACUUCCGGCUUAAGUGCCAGGAGACCGCCAACAUUGUAUACACCGUUUUGCCCGCCUGCAGUUUACAUAAUUUUAGUACUUUUCUAUCCAUUUGCGGUGUGCGUCAUGAAUAAAAACGAAUUACACUACAAGACUUAUUGUAAUUUAUAUUUUAUCUACAUAUGUACACUUAGUUAAACAAACUUUCUUAUGCCAUUUACCUCAAUAUUGUUUUUCUCUUUCAAUAAGUGGAAUAAACGACAGCACUAUUUACACAUACAUGUAUAUUUUAGCUUAAAUCAAAAUGAUAUGUUUCAGAGUUGGUGAAACAAUAUGGCAAUGCAAAAUGUAUAGAAUGAAAAAUUUCUAUGCCCACUUUUUCAAAAAAUACUUACAGACAAGGCGAAUCCAAAGAAGGUGAUAACAGUAGCACAAACGGGAAAUUCGCAUUUUUUGUUGCAGCAAUUUGGUGGUUUAAAUGCCAAAACUUCAAUCAGAGUCCAAACAAACAAAUAAAAAACGGAAAACUGUAACAUUAAAGUCAACAAAAAGCAAGAAAAAAAAAUUAGCUGCUCUAGCAACUUAGCCUUAUGUGAACUCGCCUUGCCUGCAAUGAUGAUUUUUUGGCAAUCAAUUAUAACAAAAUUGUUCGACAAUAAGUUUCAAGUUUUUUUUCUAUUUUUAUGCAGAGUCGAAAUUGGCAUUCAAUUAUACCAAAAUUGUUCUUAUUACCGAAUUUCAUUUCAAGUUUUUUUUUCGAUAACGCUUACAGAGUCCUAAUUCCAUACUAAAUAUGUAAUUGGGCGUUUAUUUCUUUAAUCAAAUUGAUUAAAACCGCAUUUUGCCAUAGUUUCCAAUUGAUGUGGAAGUAGUGUAAAAGAUAUUGCAAAAAUCGUUUUUAUGAUUUCUGCUAACCUAACUUUAAUUUAGAAUUUUGUGAAAU
This is a messenger RNA of Anastrepha ludens (Mexican fruit fly), 4083 nucleotides long. RefSeq lists its product as uncharacterized. Bases 641 to 3274 code for a protein of 877 amino acids. The transcript is spliced from 11 exons. Gene Ontology annotation, molecular function: diphthine-ammonia ligase activity. Gene Ontology annotation, biological process: protein histidyl modification to diphthamide. The record is from RefSeq and is a predicted model, not a curated record. Lineage: Eukaryota; Metazoa; Arthropoda; Insecta; Diptera; Tephritidae.